AUGGAACAUCCAAACAACCUAUUCGAAGAUGAAGAGGAAUCCGAAAUCCCAACCCCUUGUUCACGCCUGAUCACUAACCCCACAGUACAUCUAAUUGAGCCUCCCAUUACCCUCGACCUAACUCUCGGCUUCACCAACACCACAGUAAAGCUUUUCUCGUGCAAUUACUGUAGGCGCAAGUUCUACAGCUCACAGGCAUUGGGAGGGCAUCAGAACGCACACAAACAGGAGAGGAGGAUGGAAAAGAGAGCCAUGACGUUGAAAAUGUUAUCGGAAAGAUAUGCAAGCCUCGCAUGUCUGCCUCUUCAUGGAUCAUCUUUACCUCUUCAUGGAUCUGCAUCUCAGACAUUGGGUAUUGAAGCACAUGUCUCAUUACAUCAAGCGGUUCAAGCCAUUAGAGGUCGAGAAAUCUUUGACCACAGCUAUCUUGGGAUCCCCAUACACAUGGAGGUCGAUGAAGCCAAACCGUUUUGGUAUGAUAGCUUCCAGCAUAUCAUUGAUGUUGGUUGUUCAUCGGCUACACCCGAUCUUACUUUGAAACUUUGA
Lactuca virosa is the source of this 546-nucleotide messenger RNA. NCBI's taxonomy places the organism in Eukaryota, Viridiplantae, Streptophyta, Magnoliopsida, Asterales, Asteraceae. The record is from the annotation of a GenBank genome assembly.